UAAAUUUAUUUAGUCUUUCUUCAAGUUUUUUUUAAGGAAGUGAAAAAUGUGGAAAAUACAAGGCAUUUGCCUACUUAUUUUAAUAGCAAGCUCUCUAGUCUCAUCGAGUAUUCCACCAAGAGAAACUCGAGAAGAUUUCAAGCCAUUAAGUAAUCGGAUUACUCCGAAAAAGUUAUCAGAUGAAAAAAGUACAAUUAAUUAUCGUCUUCCAAAUAAUACACGUCCAUUGCAUUAUGAUAUUCAUUUGACUACACAUGUUCACGAAAGUAAAUUUGAAUUUGAGGGUCACGUGAUUGUAAAAUUUGAGCUAAAGUCAGCUCCAUUGAAUGAAAUUACACUUCACAUGAAGAAAAUAAAUAACUUAAUAGUGAAAUUAUUGGAUAGCAAUAAAAAUUUACUUGCAAGUAACUUAGACUUUGAUACUGAUAAUGUGACUGAUUUUCUCACAAUCAAGACACAAAGUUCCUUGACAAUCGGACAAAAUUACUAUCUUGAGUUCGAUUAUGACAGUGAAUUAAGAGAUGAUAAUUUGGGAUUUUACAAAUCAUCAUAUGUGAAUGAACAAAAUGAAAUUGUAUGGCUUGCCACUACUCAAUUCGAAAGUGUAGAAGCUCGAAGUGCUUUUCCAUGUUGGGAUGAGCCAAAUAUUCGAGCUCCUUUCAAAAUCCAGAUUACACAUGGCGAAAACUAUAAAGCUAUUAGUAAUAUGCCAGAAAAGUUACCUACACCAAGUGGAAUUCAAGGUUAUGUAACUACAGAAUUUGAAGAAAGUUUCAGCAUUCAAACUUACUUAGUCGCAUUUAUUAUCUCUGAUUUUAAAAACAAUCUUGACGAUUCCAAGCCAAUUAAACAAAGAGUUUUUGCAAAAUCACAAUCAAUUGAAGCAGGUGAUGGCGAUGUUGGGUUAAAGUAUGGUCAAGAGAUCUUAACAAAACUUGCUGAAUAUUUGCAAGUUCCUUAUUUCGAUGGAAAGCUAUCGAAAAUGGAUCAAUUUGCUAUGCCUGAUUUUGAUGCUGGUGCUAUGGAGAAUUUUGGAUUGGUGACCUACCGCGAAGAAUAUCUAUUGCACAAUAAAUCGGUUGAUACAACGAAGCAGAAAGAAAAUGUUUUGACUAUAGUUUCUCACGAAUUUGCUCAUAUGUAUUUCGGUGAUUUGGUUUGCCCGCAAUGGUGGAACUAUUUAUGGUUAAAUGAAGGUUUUGCCACUUUGUACGAGUUUUAUUUGGUCAGUUUGGUCUAUGAAUCAGAUCGUCUUAUGGACUCAUUUCUUUUGAAUGUCGUACAUCCUGUACUUGAAGUUGACGGAAAUCCACAACGUCCCAUGUCUUAUUAUGUUGAAGAACCUGAUGAUAUUGACGAUCUUUUCGAUUGGAUUGCUUAUGAAAAAGCUGGAAGUGUUUUGCGUAUGAUGCAAAAUGCAAUUGGAGAUAAUACAUGGCGUAAAGGAUUGAAGUACUACUUGACAGAGAGGAUUUUCAAUGACGCAACUCCAAGUGACCUUCACGCGAAUUUGCAAAAAGCAGUGAAUGAAGAUGGUUUGGAAGCACCUGAUAUUGACAAAGCCAUGCUUUUAUGGGAAAAUCAAGCAGGCUACCCACUUAUUACCGUUAGUUUAAGUGAAGAAAAUUUGACAUUUACACAAGAGAGGUUUUUGUAUGAUCUUCCUGAAACUGCGUCUGAAGGUUUGUGGUAUGUUCCAAUUAACUACAUUUCAGCUUCAGACUCUGAAAUUACAACAACAAAAGCUGACUUGUGGAUGAAUGAACAGAAAAAAACACUUUUAAGAAAAAGUGCUCCAAAAAAUUGGAAUAAAGACGAUUGGAUUAUUGUAAAUCUACAACAAGGUUAUUAUUACCGUGUUAAUUAUGAUAAUAAAUUGUGGAUGUCUCUCACAGAGCAGCUUAACAGUUGUCAUGAUAAAAUUGAUUUGAGAAAUCGGGGGCAGUUAAUUGACGACUCGUUUAAUUUGGCACGUGCCGGUAUCGUCCAAUAUGACAUUCCAUUUGGAAUAAUUAAGUAUUUGAAAAAUGAAAUCGAUUAUGUACCUUGGCAAUCGGCAUACGGUAGUAUACUUUUAUUAAAUCGAUUGUUAAGUGGAUUGAAUGUGCACACAAAAUAUCAAAAGUUUAUAAGAAAUCUUGUCGAACCAUUUUAUACGAGAAUUGGAAAUGAAGUUGUUGAAAAUGAACAUAAAUUCAAACGGUAUUCACGAACAAUAGCUUACAAUCUAGCAUGUCGCUUUGAACAUGAAUCGUGUUUACAAGAAACAAAGUCAAAGGUUGAGGAAGAAUCAUUACAUCCUGAUUUACAGGAAGCAAUCUACUCAAAUGGACUAAGGAAUGUUGAUAAAAAAGUUUAUGAGGAUGUUAUUGCUAAGAUGCUUAAUUCCAAGUACCAAGCUGAAAGAACUUUACUCAUUAGAGCCUUAGCUUCAACUCAAAAUGAAGAGCUUUUGCCAUUACUUUUGGAAUUAGGAGUAUCAAAUGAGCCAAAAUUGCGACUUCAAGAAAAGUACAGAAUCUUCAGUGCAAUUCCAAAUGGAGGAGCAGUAGGAGCAAAAGUAGCUAUGAAGUUCGUAGAAGAAAACUACAAAAAGCUUAAUAAUAUUUCAUCAUCACUGACAAGUUCAAUCUUAAACAACAUCGCCCCAUUAAUUUCUUCCGAGGAACCAAUCAAGCAAUUCAAUCAACUCCUUGACAUUUUAGUAACUGAGAAAGUUAUUUCCGAAAGCCGCAAAGAGUCUUUUUUGAAAAUAGUAAAUUCAACCAAAGAAUGGCAAGACAAACAUGUUAAAAAUAUCGAGGAAUGGCUUGAUCUUAAUGGAUCAACCGUUAAUUUUAUAUCAGCAGUUGUUUUGACAUUUUCGUUUGUUAUAAAAUUACUUUUGUAAACUGAAAAUAUUCUUUAAAUAAAUCAACUCACGUGAAUGAUUUUUAUUGCCUCA
This is a messenger RNA of Chironomus riparius, 2944 nucleotides long. NCBI's taxonomy places the organism in Eukaryota, Metazoa, Arthropoda, Insecta, Diptera, Chironomidae. The record is from the annotation of a GenBank genome assembly.